AUGUCGUCAAAUUCUACAAGUACGGAAUCCAGUGUGCCAACGGCAUCACCCAGUUCCCAGGCUCCCUCUGUAGCGUCGACGACGAGUCUUCCCGAAUCGUCGCCGUCGAGUAGUUCAUUCUCCUCUUCAACGGUCCCUUCCAGUACCUCAGCUAACCCUAGCCCUUCCCCAGCUACUUCUUCUUCUCUUUCUACCACUCCGGAAUCAAACACGCCAACAACGCCUCUACCCUCUACCUCGACAAUCCAGUCGACUACCCAAGUCCCUACCGUCCCGACAACCCCUACACAAACUCCGACUACCAAUCCCCCAACAACCACAACUCAACAACCCAGCACAGUAACCCAGACUCCGACAACAUCACCUAUAGCAAUUCCUACGCCGUCUACUUCCAUCAUCACACAAGAUGGUAGCACACGAACAGUCCUAAUAACCUCAACGGCACAGCCGACGUCUCCAACGGGAGUAGCCACUGGCUCAUCCUCCUCCUCGUCCUCAUCUGCGUCUUCAACUGCUGGUUUACAAGGAGGAGCCAGUAGCUCGGGUAGCUCGGGCCUAAGCAAAGGUGGUGUAGUAGCUGUCGCUGUCGUUGUUCCAAUCGUGGCUGUGACGCUGCUCGUCCUCGCCGCACUUUUCUUGUGGAGGAAACGAAAAGCACGUAAAGAUGCAGAGGAGUUAAGGCGUAAAGAGGUAGAAGAAUACGGCUACAAUCCCAACAAUGAUCCUACUCUUCCUGCUGUGGCCGGCGGCUCCGCUGGACACGAUGGUCCUUUUGAGAUGCGCGAGGAUGGCUCUUCUGGAUAUCGAGGAUGGGGUACUACCACAGCUGUGGGUUCAUCGGGUCGAAAAGCCUCCACAACAAUUUCUGGUGGGCAAUCUGCCGGUGGAAUCGGCAUGGCAUACUCGGAAGGCACGUCUCCAACACAGGGUCCAACGUCGGACACCCGAUCGGACAACCCGUUGGUUGGUGAGGGUCAUUCUGUCGAAGGCCAUCCAGGUGAAACAGAGGCUUUGGGUGCGAUGGGCCCUGCUGCAUCAGGUAACCGGAACGGAGACAUAAAUCGCGGACCAUCGAACGCAUCGUCGUCCUACAGCGCCGCUGGCAGAUCUGAUGGCUCUGGCGAGAUGGGAGGAUAUGGCGGUGCCUACAACCAAUAUGAUGCCGCUGGUAACCCAUACAACGGAGAAACACCAUUCGGCAGUCCACCAGGGAGGGCCGAAAUGGGUGGUCAGCCGGUCAUUCGCGAUGUACAAGCUCGACGAAAUACUCGAAUCGAGAAUCCGGCUCACUUCCCACAGCAAAGUGCUGGAAUAUCACAAAACUUCUAA
Molecule: messenger RNA, 1329 nt
Organism: Glarea lozoyensis ATCC 20868
Lineage: Eukaryota; Fungi; Ascomycota; Leotiomycetes; Helotiales; Helotiaceae
Exons: 1
Coding region: 1-1329 (442 amino acids)
Source: RefSeq, a predicted model, not a curated record